AUGUCUAUGAUACUGCUCGGAAUUCUCGCUCUGGUUAUCAUUCUUAGAUGUCUUUAUAGAGGGCUUUUGAACCCUCUAUCUCACAUCCCAGGGCCCGCCCUUUCACGAUGGACCGACAUAGUUGUGAGCUUCUACUGGUUAAAGGGCAAAAAGGCAGUUUAUGUCGAUGAACUACACAAGAAAUACGGCCCCGUCGUCCGUAUCGCACCCAACGAAGUCGACAUUUGCGAUGUCGGCGCAGCAAAAGAAAUUCACAAGACAGGCGGCCGAUUCAUGAAAUCAGAAUGGUAUAGACUUCUGAUCCCACGGCCAUUCGAGAAUGUCUUCUCCACGCCUGACCCUCAUCUUCACUCUUCUCGUCGACGUCUGCUUGCCUCGCCACUGUCGGAUUCGUCCUUGUCGCGGUUCGAGACCCAGAUUCGGGAUAUGGUGCAACUUGCUGUUGACCAAAUGUCUCGUGAGAUGAAGGCCAAGGGUGCAGUUGAUGUUUUCAAGUGGUGGUUAUUCAUAGCAACGGAUAUUAUAGGAGAGUUGAGUUUUGGUGAAUCGUUUCGGAUGUUGGAGAAAGGAGAGAAAAAUCAGUAUACCCAUGACCUGGAGUACCUAGGAUCAUUAGCACCCAUCCGGACAACCUUUCCCUUCCUCAUCAAGAUCGGCGCCAUCCUUCCCCUGCCUAUAUUUAGUAAGGCGGUGCAGGCAGGAACAAGAGUCCACGAAUAUGCACGAGAGUCGGUUGCACGCCAUAAGUCUCUCUCUGAUAAGGAUCCAUCAAACGCCAAAAGUACACUGUUCACUAAACUGGCUGAUGCAGGCGACAAAGGCCUAUCGGAACAUGAAACUUGCAGCGAGGCACGAGGGUAUAUCGUGGCCGGCAGCGAUACAACCGCAGUAACUCUCACCUACCUUGUGUACGCUGUAUGUCGGGACAGUCGUAUCCGCGACAAGCUCGUUUCAGAGCUGAUGAGUCUCCCUGAGAACUUUACUGAUCGACAUUCUCGAAAUCUACCAUAUUUGAAUCAGGUAAUUAACGAGACGUUGAGGCUCUAUACGGCUGUUCCGGGCGCGUUGCCGAGAGUCGUUCCCGAAGAGGGUGCUCAGUUGGCCGGAUUCAACUUACCUGGAGGGACGAUCGUGUCCACGCAGGCAUAUAGCAUGCACCGAGACGAGAAUAUCUUUCCUGACCCGCUCACUUUUUACCCGGAGCGGUGGGCUUCGCCUACCAAGGCGAUGAAGGACGCGUCACUACCAUUUGGAGGUGGAUCUCGCAGUGAGUAUUAUGCAAAAUCAAACACUUUAAUCGAACAGAAGCUAAUGUUAGAACCCGUUCCGGAAUAG
This is a messenger RNA of Aspergillus melleus, 1335 nucleotides long. Its product is annotated as cytochrome P450. NCBI's taxonomy places the organism in Eukaryota, Fungi, Ascomycota, Eurotiomycetes, Eurotiales, Aspergillaceae. Bases 1 to 1335 code for a protein of 444 amino acids. Gene Ontology annotation, molecular function: monooxygenase activity; iron ion binding; heme binding. The record is from RefSeq and is a predicted model, not a curated record. The transcript is spliced from 4 exons.